AUGGAAGAGCUCUUUGAACAGGAGAGAAAUGCGCGGACAAGUGGUGACAUAAAAAAGCUGGAGGAGAUACAGCAAGCUAUCCUUUCUAACUGCCAUUCUGAGGAGGAGGUCAUCUCCACUCUUCGCCUCCUCAUAAACAAAAGGAAGCAGGAGCCCGAAUGCAUAAAAAAACUAAUAAGAAACGUCUUUGACACACACAGAGAUAUAGGAUUUCUUAAGAAUCUCCUCAGCAAGGUGGUUGAGGGUAGGAUCUUCUUGGAAGAGGAGAGGGUUGAUAUCGCUGAGUAUGUUAAGAACGCAUUGGGAAAUAAUAUUCAGGAGAGCUAUGCCUUGGUCAAGGACAUACCAGUUGAAACAUUUACUACCAUUUCAGACAGGAAGAGAAAUAUGUUUUUGUUUGAGCAGUUUAGACUCGCCCUACUGCUGAAGAAGCUGGAUGAUGCCGAGCUUACUUCCCGGAAGGUUCGAAGAAGUUUUUUAACAAAUGAAGAAAAGAUCAUCUUUCUAAACUACAGCAUUCUCUUAAAAAUAGCACAGAACCGCUUUCUCGAAGCUUCGGAGCUGUUUUUACAGCUUAAUGAGGUUGACGAGUCCAAGAAGUAUGUUGCGAUGGGCUCGCUCUACUGUUUAAUGAGCAGCUGCUUGGCGGAGGACCGAAACAUUAUUGACGAGAAGAAGAGUUUGCUGAAGAAGUUUUUUGAAUUUAAAAAUAAUGAUGAGGCCAUGAGGGUGUAUCUUAAGACAUUCUCUUCAGAUCUGAUAAUUGAUUUUGGCACAAUUGACGAGAUCUCGGCAAGUAUUUCAAAGUAUGCCGGCGAUGUGAGUCAAACUUUGCUCGAGACAAGCAUUAUGGAGCACAAUCUUUUUGUGAUUUCAAGGUUUUUCUCAAAAAUUAAAAUUGAACAGAUAGUCAAGGUGAUGAAUAUUGAGGAGGAAAAUCUGAUUGGUUUUAUCAGCGAAAUGGUGAACGAAAAGUACUGUAAUGUCAAAAUCAACCAACCACAGCGAUUGGUAUUCUUUGGGGAUAAGCAUUGGAACGAUAGCGUUGAUGACGUUUUAGAUAAGAUUGUUCUUGUAAGCCAUUUAAUUCACAAGCAGUCUAUUUCGGAUAGCUAG
This is a messenger RNA of Vittaforma corneae ATCC 50505, 1116 nucleotides long. RefSeq lists its product as uncharacterized. The transcript has a single exon. Gene Ontology annotation, cellular component: nuclear proteasome complex; proteasome regulatory particle, lid subcomplex; cytoplasm. Lineage: Eukaryota; Fungi; Microsporidia; Nosematidae. The coding region runs from base 1 to 1116 and encodes 371 amino acids. The record is from RefSeq and is a predicted model, not a curated record.